Molecule: messenger RNA, 1147 nt
Organism: Suillus paluster
Lineage: Eukaryota; Fungi; Basidiomycota; Agaricomycetes; Boletales; Suillaceae
Product: thioredoxin-like protein
Exons: 5
Coding region: 26-838 (270 amino acids)
Biological process (GO): protein folding
Cellular component (GO): cytoplasm
Source: RefSeq, a predicted model, not a curated record
GCAACUCACGCUAUCCCUCUCCACCAUGGCCGUUAAUCCGAACGAAGAUACGGAAUUCAACGAUGCCCUCCGCAAGUACGGCAUCAUCCCUCCCAAGGAAACCACUCCCCCUACCCCUUCACCUCCGAGUUCUCCAAAGCUACAAGACGUACUCGACGAUCUUACUCCAGAAGAGCUCAGAGAACUUGGUGAAGAGGUCACGGAUGAUGACCUUGAGCGCAGUGUCGAUUCAUACCGGAGGCAACGAUUAGCUGAGGACCGACUGCAGCAGAAACGCGCUCGCUUUGGGAGAGUCUAUCCCAUCGGACGCGAUGAUUAUACCAGGGAAGUCACCGAGGCUAGUAAGAUAAACGAAGAGGGCGAUGAAGAAGAGAAAGGCACGGGCGUGAUCUGCUUCUUGUACAAAGAUGGAAUUCCUCGGAGCGACAGAACUUCUGAACAUAUACAAAAUCUAGCAAGUCGAUAUCCACAUUCAAAGUUCGUGUCAAUCGUGGGCAACAAAUGCAUCGCAGACCUCCCAGAUUCUCGAAUUCCUAUGUUGAUUAUAUACCGCAAGGGGGAAAUACGGAAUCAACUUAUUGCAUGGGGCGCAGAUCGUGAAAGGCAGCUUGAAGAACUCGAGGCACUUCUGAUCUUAUUUGGCGUCUUAGAGCCUCCCCUGCGUGGGCCACUCGGCGAGCAACGAGCGCACGAUGGCGACGACUCUGAGCAAGAGGACGAUGAUCCAUAUUCUCGCAUGCGGUCUGCUGCCACGAGUACGAAUGCUCGGGCACCGAAAAAUAUACGGGGACAAACGAAGAAAGACGACUCGGACUCGGAAUUUGAAUUUGACAUGUAGUGUAAUGUUAUGAUGACAAGGUCGGGAGUUCCACCGUACACUAGCUACGAGGUCAGAUGCGACGGCACCAGUAGCCAGCAAGGUCUUCAUCCUCAUUGACUUCGGUGAAUUACUUUCAUUUAUACAACUCACAAUUCCUUGCGUCCUCCUGCCUACUUUUCAUGCCGCUGACUUUCUUGUUCCACCGUCUUUUAGAAGCCGAACCUAUCCCAAUGGCUUGCGUGGCCGUUGCCAGGGCUUGCGCCAUUGUCUCCUCUUCUGAGUAAUACAUCUUUCCAUCGUCGUUGCUUUCCCUCACAUCCGAGGCAC